AUGCAUAGGAUAAUACGUAUUCAGUUUCUUCAUUUAUUCAACAAAUUAUUUUCUAGCUGGCUUAACUGGCGUCAUAAUCAGUCAGUGUAUAAAGCAUUCUGAAAUAAUCAUGUUCGAUUCACGUGAGCCGAAGAAUGUUUUCAAAUUUAUUUUGUCUGCCCACUACUAGAUUUUUUUAUUAUUUCAGGCCAAAUGAAUUCCAAGAAAAAAUCAACAGAAUCGGAAGCAAAAUUAAGAAGAAGAAGAGAGCAGAAACGAAAGAGCAUGCAAAAAGCCAGAGAUAAGAUUAAAGAAGAUAAGGAUUUAUAUGAACAAUUAAAACUUAAAGAACGACAGAGAUGACAUGAACGAAGGAAAGAAGGAAAAGUUAAAUUGAUUAACGAUUUGAGUGAAAGAGAUCAAAGAAGAGUUAGAAAAACUGGAGAGAAGGAUAUAAAAGAUGCGUGGAUAAAAAAAAUAAAGCAAAGGAAAUGCAGGAAUUUGUAAAUAGAAACAGCCCGCAGCCAAGCGAAAACGGGGAUGAAUUAUUGAAUCCACUCCCUUCAACUAGUCGAGUAGAAUCAGGCAGAAGAAAGGCAAGAAAAAAUAGAGAAGAAUUGAGAAAAAAUUACAGUUAGCCGAGGAGAGGAUUGAACAACAGGAGAGAAAAUUAGCUUUAUACAAAAACAGAAAUCAAAGAUUAAAGUCAAAACUUUUAAGUACGCCAUCUAAACACAAAAGACACCAAGGCGACAUGUGGAAAAAAUGUUGCGUAAUAUCAAUCUUGAUAAUACGGUAAAAAAGAGACUUUUUAUGAAUGAAAUAGUAUGUCAGCAGGUCAAAGAAAAAUUCCACAUGGAAAAAUCCAGAAAGCUAAAGAGAAAAUGGGCGACUUUGCUCUCAGGUAGCUUGAUUGAGAAGUACAAGUGUACUAAAUAUGUUGAUUACCUUACAUCCUAUCGGUCAACUAGUAUUAAAGUUAAAAAACAUAUAAGAACAGUUAACAAAGUUGAAGCUACUGAAACAGCUGUAAUACAGUUUUUGGAAGAAGACAAAUGCAGCAGAAUUUGUCCGGGAAAAAAAGGACACUGUGACAAAUAAUAAGAUGAAAAAACAAAAGCGAUAUUUAAACGAUACCUUAAAACAUCUUUACCAAAAGUUCUGUUUGGAAACAAAAUAUAAAAAUCUAAGCUAUGCCACAUUUUGUCGGUAUAGGCCUUUUUGGAUUAAAGUUCCCUCAGUAGGUUCCCGUGACACUUGCUUGUGCAAAAUUCAUGAAAAUUUUGCACUCAUUGUAUCAAAACUAAAAACAUAUAAACUCAUUGAGGAAAAUUCAUCUUCCGAUAUAGUGAAAAGUCUCUGCUGUAAAGACAAUAAAAUGAACUGUCUGGAACGUACUUGUAAAGUUUGCAAAAACAAUCAAAUAAAAUUUAGUGAGUCCGAUUCUUUAAAGGAGGAAAUAACAUAUGAAAAAUAGGUUGUACAAAAAGUCCCAAUCAUGAUAAAAAAUCAAGAAAAAGUAAGCAACCGAACAAUCAAAGUUCAAAUAAAGAGCUCAAAGGAGGAAUUGCUAAAAGUAUUUAAAAACAGUUUGCCUACGUUUAUGCAACACACGUUUAACAUAUACAUACCAUCAAUACGAGAUAGUAGACAAUGUAAAAAAGACACUCAAAUAUGAUGAAGUUCUCCUCCAUUUUGAUUUCUCGGAAAAUUAUGUUUGCAAGUACGCGAAGGAAAUUCAAUCGGUUCACUUUGGUGGCUCUAAGCAACAAAUAAGUCUUCAUACUUCAGUAUUAUACUAUAGUGACUCUUUGUCUGGAGAAUUAAAGCACAAAUCGUUUGUUUCUGUAUCUGAAGACACUCGGCAUGAUGCUGUUGCUAUUGUUGCGUAUUUAGAGCCUAUAACAGCACAAAUAAAACAGAUUGUCCCAAUUUUGAAAACUGUGCAUCUUCUUAGUGACGGACCAUCUAGCCAAUACAGAAAUAAAACCAUGUUUCAACUACUAGGGUCUCAGUUAACUGAAUUGUUUUCAGCCGACAUUAUAACAUGGCAUUUUUCAGAGGCCUCACAUGGAAAGGGAGCUCCUGAUGGAAUUGGGGGGGGGGGCAUUUAAAAGAACUGCCGAUUCUUUGGUAGCAAAAGGUGUUGACAUUGACAAUUUUGAAAAGUUUGUGCUACAUCUGCAAGAAAAUAGUGUAUCUGUCAAUAUUAUUUCUGUUCCUGGGUCAAGAAUAGCUCAUUUUGAUCAGCUAAAGCCCACAGGAUUAAAAUCAUUUAAAGGAACAAAUAGCAUUCACCAAAUUAUAUAUGUGAAAGGAUCCAAAUUUAUCCAGGCAAGAAAGUUCAGCUGUACAAAUUGCUCUUUUGAAGAAGAAUGUACCCACUAUGGUAUGGGGCAAAUUGAACUACAAGUGGAAUCUACACAUGGCAGUAAAGAAGUGGAAUCUCAUCAUCAUGAAAUUAACCAAAUACAGACUCAAAGACCAUCUACUUCAAACUCUCCGUCAUUUAACAAAUUAUCUGUCGAUGACGUUUAUACUGAGUCUGAAGAUGAACAAGAGGAUUCUGGUGUUCUGCCGCAAAUUCAACCAAAUGACUACGUUGUAGUUAAGCUGGCGUCAAAAAAGGCAGUUAAAUAUUUUAUCGGACUUAUUUUAGCAAAUGAUUAUCACCUCAGUGACUUUAGUGUUAAGUUUUUGAAAAAAAUUUCAUCAAAUAAAUUUGUUUUUGUAGGUGAUAAAGUGUGGUCUGUAGAUAGAAGUGAUAUAGUAGUUAAGUUAGGUCAACCUCUCUUGAAUAACAGGGAGCAGUAUGUUUUUCAUGAUGUGACCAAUUUGAAUUUUGUGUUGGACUAGUAGCACUUUGUAUAUUUAAAAUUAUAU
Diabrotica virgifera virgifera (western corn rootworm) is the source of this 2862-nucleotide messenger RNA. RefSeq lists its product as uncharacterized. NCBI's taxonomy places the organism in Eukaryota, Metazoa, Arthropoda, Insecta, Coleoptera, Chrysomelidae. The transcript has 2 exons. The record is from RefSeq and is a predicted model, not a curated record. The coding region runs from base 2050 to 2835 and encodes 261 amino acids.